This is a messenger RNA of Paramecium sonneborni, 4224 nucleotides long. The record is from the annotation of a GenBank genome assembly. Lineage: Eukaryota; Ciliophora; Oligohymenophorea; Peniculida; Parameciidae.
AUGAGAUUUGAAUUAAACAAUUAAUUAAUAAAAACAUUUAACUUUGAUAAUGAGAGGAUUAUUUUUAUUUUUUUUAAUACGGCUUUGUAAAGAUUUAAAUUAAUUUAAGCCUAUUAAGCAGCAUGUCCAAAUGGGAGAUACAAAUUACCUUCAGAUAAUGGAUGCGAUUAAAGGUGUAUGACUGAAUGUUUAACAUGUUCUGAUGGAAUAAGUUGUGAUUCAUGUUCAGGAACCAAUAAAUAUUUAAAUUAAACAAGUAAGUUAUGUACUAGUUGUCCAACCGGUUGUUUAGGAUGUAAUUCUACAAGUUGUACAUCUUGUUCGACAGGAUAUUAUUUGUCUACAAUAUGUAUAUAAUGUCCUAUACAAUGUACUCAAUGUUCAUCUUCAACUAAUUGUUCUGCUUGUGCUUCUGGAUAUAUCUUAUCAGGAUCAUCUUGUCUUUCUUGUACUGCCCCAAGUACAUAUUGUGGAAGUCCAUGUACAUGUGCGAGUGGAUAUUAUUUAAGUGGAAUAUGUUGUCAUCAAUGUGAUAGCACUUGUACAACUUGUUUAGGUACAGCUACUACUUGUACCAAUUUAUCAUGUUAAUAUCCAUGUGCUGAUUGUGUUGCAUCAUAACCAACUAAUUGUACAGCUUGUAUUGAUCCACAUCAAACUUCUCCAACAUGUUAAUGUAUUUCUGGAUAUAUAAUGGAUACAAACACUCAUAUGUGCAAUGCAUGUACUUUUCCAUGCUUUACAUGUUAAAAUUCAAUUAAUGAAUGUCAUGCUUGUUUUUCUUCAUAUUAAUAUGAUUCAACUGCUCAUACUUGUACAUGUUUAACUAAUCAAUACGAAGAUAAUGGUAGUCCAAAAUAAUGUUAAAAUUGUUAAUCACCAUGUUUAACAUGCUCUAGUUUUACAGAUUGUAAUUCUUGUGUAAUUGGAUUAAAUAGACAUUUAUAAGGAAAUAGUUGUAUUUGUGAUGAUGGCUAUUAUGAUAAUGCUGGAAUAUGUACACUAUGUCCAUUAUCUUGUACUAAAUGUACUUCUGCUACAAUUUGUACAGAAUGCAAACAUCUUUCACAUUAAGUAUUGAAUGAUUGUCAUUGUAUUGAUACUUAUUAUAUGAAUGCUUCAUAUAUGUGUUAAUCAUGUGUUAGUCCAUGUGUUAAUUGUACAUCCUCUUUAGAUUGUUUAACUUGUAUUGAUAUUAAAUAAACUGUUGUUAAUGAUAGAUGUAUAUGUUAAGAUGGAUACUAUAUGUUCAAUAAUUUAUGUUCUUAAUGUGUCAAUAAUUGUUCAAAAUGCUCUUCUGAUAUUAUUUGCACUGAAUGUUUAGAAACUUAUUUUUUAAAUGGAUCUACUUGCUAAGAAUGUUCUUCAUAAUGUAGAAUUUGCUAGAAUGAAAAUCUUUGUUUAAAUUGUCUACUCGGUUAUACUUUAAAUUUUGAAAAUUUAUGUGUAGCAUGUCUAGACAAUUGUUAAGAAUGCAAUAAUUAACUUAGUUGUGAGUUUUGUAAAGAUGGUUUCUAUUACGAAUCUAUGUUAUGUAAAAAAUGUAGUGAUAAUUGUAAAACUUGUUCAAUUUAAGUCGAUUAUUGCUUAAGUUGUAACAAUAAUUAUAGUCUAAUUAAUAAUUAAUGCAUUUGUGGAUUAGGCUAUUAUGAAAUUGAUUAUAAUUGUUUCUAAUGUAAACAUCCUUGUAUUUAAUGUUCAAAUGAGAACACCUGUUUAUAAUGUGCAUAAAUUUAGUAUUUAAAUCUGAGUGAUUAAAAUACAUGUGUUUGUCAAAAUGGACUUUAUUGGUCUAUUGAUAAAUGUAUAUAAUGUCAUUCAACAUGUAAAACAUGUAAUGAAACCAAUACAAAAUGUUUGAGUUGUGAUUAAUCAUUAAAUAGGAUACUAAAUAAUAAUUAAUGUAUAUGUGCUACAAAUUAUUUUUAAUCUGAUUUAAAUACUUGUAUCUCUUGUGAUUCUGAAUAAGGUAAAUUGAUAGAAGAUUGUAAAUAUAAAAAUUGCAAUGAUUUAGUUUGGACUUAUGGGGAAGAAUGUGAUGAUGGUAAUUAAGUAAUAGGAGAUGGAUGUUCAUUUUGUAAAAUUGAUUCAAAUUAUAUUUGUUCAAAUACUAUUAUGAAAUAAUCUCUAUGCUAACAAUGUCCUUUGUUUUGUAUCUCCUGUCAAAUUAAUUCAAUUAAAAAUUAAAUUGAAUGCUUAAAAUGUAACUCUGGAUACUAUUUAACUCAAAAUUAAUGUUAAUUAUGUGAUAAAUAAUGCAAAGAAUGUGAAUCUUAUCCAUAAAAUUGUAUAAGUUGCAGAUUUUUAGAAAUAAAAUCUAAAUGCAAGAUCUGUGAAUAUAAAUAAGGUUACUAUUCUGAUUAUUCUAAUAAUAAAUGUUAUACUCUAUGUGGGGAUUCUAUCAUUUCAGAUACAGAAUAAUGUGAUGAUGGUAAUUUGAUAGAUGGAGAUGGAUGCAAUAAUUAGUGUUUUAUUGAAAAAAACUUUAAAUGUUAAAAUGAUGUUUGUAUUAUUCCAAAUUACCCUAUUCCAAGUUUAUCAUCAUUUGGAAAACCAUAAAGAUAUGAUAAAAUAAGAUAAUUUAAAUUAGAAUACUAAGUUCCUCUUAAUAUAUCAAAAUCUUCCUUUAAUAUCUCUUCUUUAAUCAAUUUAUACAUUGAGAAUAGGUCAGGAAAUAUUUCAUCCUUAAAAUAUCAACUUAAUAUUACUUAAAAUAUUACCUAAUUCGAAAAUUAAUAUUAUUCCUUUAGUGCUAUUUUAACAUUAUAUUUAAAUUAAUCAUCUCAAAAUUAGUUUUUGAAUAUUUUUUAUCCUAAUCCAUCUCUAAUUUAAUCCUAUUAAGGAUAUUAAUAAAAUCUUCAAAACUUAAAAGCAGCAAUUGAAGAAUUUAUAUUAGUUGAUGAAACUACAAAAGAAAUGACAGAAACAAUGAAUAGUUUUAGUCUCAAUUUAUUUUACAUUUUUCUCAUUUUAUUAGCAGCUUCAAUUUUAUUAGGAGGUUUAGAUAUUUUUUAUAAUCUUCUCGAUACGAUAUAACUCUUAUCAUAUUUGAAAUAUAUUAAUGUUUAAUUUCCUUUUAAUUUAUAAUCUUUUUUUGAAAUUUUUGGAUUUGCUUAACUCUCAUUUAUCCAAAAUUUUUUGGAAAUUGAUGAUUUUGUUUUGAAUUAUAUAUCUGAAGAUGAACUUAAGCCUCUUCCUUAAAAAAUAGCAAAUGAUAAUUAUUCCUCAAUUUAUUUAAUAAAUAUCAGUUAAAUAUUAACAGUUUAUGCAACCAUAUUUGGAGCUUAUGGUUUAGCUAUUAUUAUUCCAAUAAUUAUAAAAUAAUUUAGAUUUAAAUAUUACGAAGAUUAUCCAGAAAAAAAUGCAUUAGGUUUGAAAAUAAAAGUGUAUUUUCUUUCAUUUAAAAUAUUUAUCGGUGAAAUGUGUAAUACAAUUAUCAAUGAAUUAUUUUUUAGUGGUAUUCUAAGAACAUUUAUGGCAACUGCUUAUGAUUAUUCGUUUAUAUCGCUGCUAUAAAUUUAUUGUGUUAAUCUUAAUGCUAAAUCAUUUUUACUUGCUUUGAGUUCUUUCAUGGCAUUACUUUCAGUUAUACUUUAUUGCACAGUCUGUAUUGUCAUAAAUUAUUUAAUUGGAAAAAACAGUCUUACUUUGACUUAAAAAAAAAAUAUAGAAUAAUUUGGAUCAUUAUUUGAAGGUGUUAAACUAAGGAAUCAUUAUCAAAAAAUCUUUAAUGUUGCAUUAUUAGUAAAAAAAUUCCUGUUUAUGUUUGUUCUAAUAUUUUUUUAUGAAGAUCCAUUAAGCUAAACUGUAAAUUUAUUACUUUUAUCACUUUUAUCUGCUUUAUAUUUAUAUCAUUUAAAACCUAUAAAAGAUUAAAGUGAAUAUAAUAAAUAAUUAUCAACAGAAACUAUCCUAUGUUUGAUAUAUUUAAUCAUUGUUAUAUUAAUAGUUGAUGAACAAAUAAAGAAGUUUGAUUAUAACGAGUAAUAAAAUUGUGGUUGGAUUUGUAUAGCCCUGAUAACUUUGAUAAUUUUCAUUCAAUUAAUUAUAGAUAUAAUACAAUAAUGGAGGAUGUUAUUGAAGAAAUUUGCUUCUUUAAGACGCUUUAUAGAUAAAAUAUCUAGAAUGCUUAAUAAAAUGCCAGAAUCAUCCCAUCCUAAUCCAAAUGUUUUUGAAGAAAUUCAGAAUCAUGAAUUUUACUAAUCUAUCAUAUUAUAUAAAUGA